Molecule: messenger RNA, 1951 nt
Organism: Loxodonta africana (African savanna elephant)
Lineage: Eukaryota; Metazoa; Chordata; Mammalia; Proboscidea; Elephantidae
Gene: ASB5
Product: ankyrin repeat and SOCS box containing 5
Exons: 7
Coding region: 405-1259 (284 amino acids)
Biological process (GO): protein ubiquitination; positive regulation of protein catabolic process; intracellular signal transduction
Molecular function (GO): protein binding
Source: RefSeq, a predicted model, not a curated record
ACAAGGAAGGAUCAAUAAGAAAAGGCUAUUUGGCAAUAAAUCAGAUUUUCAAAAGCUGUUUUUCUUUUUGGAAGAGAAAGGUCAUAUUAGAAGGAGCCUCCAAAAAAAAAAAAAAAAAAAACAAAUCCAUUGCUGAGGGGUGAUUCUGACUCAUAGCGACUCUAUAGGACAGACUAGACCUGCCCUAUAAGGUUUCCAAGGCUGUAAAGCCUGACGGAAGCGGACUGCCACAUCUUUCUCCCUCGGAGCAGCUGGUAGGCUCCAGCCGCAGACCUUUUGGUUAGCAGCCAAGUGCUUUAAGCCUGCGCCACCAGGCUCCUUUCCAAGGAGCUUAGAGUUCCUUAAAGUGGCCAAACAGGACUAGUAAAUGGCAACUUUUUUUUUUUUAAUGCUGAUGUAAAGCUAUGAGUCGGAUUUACCUGGACAGUGGCUGGCUUGAAGUGCCCUGGGGAGAUGGUGAUUUAGGUUCCUGGGCAGAUCGAUCGCCACUCCAUGAAGCAGCAAGUCAAGGUCGCCUUCUUGCUCUGAGAACACUAUUAUCACAGGGCUAUAACGUAAACGCUGUUACUAUAGACCACGUCACCCCACUGCACGAAGCCUGCCUCGGAGGUCAUGUGGCAUGUGCUCGGACCCUUCUGGAAGCUGGGGCUAAUGUAAACGCAAUCACAAUAGAUGGUGUGACGCCAUUAUUCAACGCCUGCUCCCAAGGCAGUUCGAGUUGCACAGAACUGCUUUUGGAGUAUGGUGCCAAAGCCCAGCUGGAGUCAUGUCUUCCUUCUCCCACACAUGAGGCUGCUAGUAAAGGUCACCAUGAAUGUCUAGAAGUGCUGAUAUCCUGGGGCAUAGAUGUUGACCAAGACAUUCCUCAUUUGGGAACUCCCCUGUAUGUAGCUUGUAUGGCACAACAAUUCCAUUGCGUCCGGAAACUUCUUUAUGCUGGUGCUGAUGUACAGAAAGGCAAAUAUUGGGAUACCCCAUUGCACGCUGCUGCUCAACAAUCCAGUACAGAAAUUGUAAACCUACUGCUAGAAUUUGGAGCAGAUAUCAAUGCUAAAAACACGGAGCUUCUGCGACCUAUAGACGUUGCUGCUUCUAGCAGUUUGGUGGAAAGAAUACUGCUUCAGUGUGAGGCUACUCCAAGUUCUCUUUGCCAACUUUGCCGACUCUGUAUCCGAAGCUACAUAGGAAGACCAAGAUUGCACCUUAUUCCACAGCUCCAGCUGCCAACUUUACUGCAGAAUUUCUUACAGUACCGAUAAGGCAGUAAAAUAACCCUAAAUACUUUGAAAAUCAAAACUUUCUAUUUCAUCUGCAUAGUGUAUGUUUCAUAUUAAAAUCAAUAAAUAGAGGGUAGAACUGAGUCUGAGAACACCCAGGGAAGGAGUGGAAUAUCAAUUUCAAUUUUAAAUGUGCUAGUUAGCUUUAUUAUUUUAUGCAUCUUCACUGUCUUUGGACUAUUUAAAAAUAUCUAUAUAUUAUUAGCUAUUCCUACAUAUCUUUUUGUGGAUAUAGGAAAAAAAUGAGGAAAUUCUUCAUUUUAUGUUGUUUUUAGAGUGGAAAGGGAAAACAUGAACUCUUACUGAAAUUAUUCAAAUUGUAUUACAUUUUAAAAGGUCUAUAUCCUGCAAAAAUGACUUACAUCUUUCAUUCUGACCACUGUAAUUAAUUAUUUCUGUAUUUUUAAUAUCAAUACAAAUGAGUAUAGUUUAGGAGAAGUAACUAGUAUCUUUUUGAAAUAACAAUGACUCUUAUUCAAGAAACCUGUUACCUUGAAUAUACACUUGUCAUUAUAAUGAUCAAUUCCUAAAGGAAGGAUGAAUUGCUUCCCCCUCCAUCGAAGACACAAGUCACUUAACUUUACCACCUUCACUGGGUCUGUUACAGAAAUUGGUAGGACUAAAAGUUAGUACUACCCUCUCACCUUGAGAUGUUUGGAACAUUUUAUACCUGC